Messenger RNA from Arabidopsis arenosa, 704 nucleotides. Lineage: Eukaryota; Viridiplantae; Streptophyta; Magnoliopsida; Brassicales; Brassicaceae. The record is from the annotation of a GenBank genome assembly.
GAGACUGAAGUUUUUGGUUUCUCUUUGGAAGCCACUUGCCUCUUCAAUUAAUAGUUUUUUAUUCAUGGUUUCUGGGAAGAAGAUGUGGAAGAUUACUGAGAGCAAGUCUGGAUUAGAAGAAGCUGGUGUCUUGAUUGGGAAAGUGGAUCUUGAGGCUAGAAGUUUGCAGCUGAGUGCUAAAGCUUUGUAUCUUUCUAAACUAAAAGAGUGUAAAUCUGAUCUGAACCAAUUGAAGAAGGAGUUGAAACGAGUUUUGUCCUCAGAUACUAAGCAGUCUCGUCUGUGGCGAAUUGAUGAAAUAUGGAAUUGCGGAUCUGCAUGCAGUAAGCUCCUAAAUCCUAAGCAGAAACUCUUGUCUUCUCAUUAUCUUAGUUGUCUUAAUUGACUCGCAUCAAUUGUCGAUGAUUCUAGAUACGUAUAGAUUUUGAUGUUCCAAGAUUUGGAUUUUCACGUUCCUUCUGUUCUUCAGAGAGUUAGUGUUAUGUUGGAAGUUCUUUGUGAUUAGUUGGCCAAAGUGAUUGUAUAGAUCUGUUGUUUCGGCUCUUGAUUAUGUGGGUUCACUUCUUUGUGUUAGGUUCUCUUUAUUAUAGAGUUUUUAUGUUUUCACGCUUGCUUUAGGUCACUUAGGAGGAUGGUUUUGUAUUAGUUGUUUCCUGAACUCUGUUUAGUUGUUUAUGUUCUUUGACUAAAUGUUUUCUUAGAGU